CCUGGCUGAGGAUUAAUGUCCCUCCUGACACGCCGUAGUCACGCAUGGUUGCCGGGGAUCAUGUUGAAGGUGACAGGCAGAGUCCUCAUGGCCGGAGCCUUCACCUCAUGGCCGGCUACCGUCCUGGCCGCGGCCGGUGACGGAAAGAAACAAGCAGCGUCGAGGAACCGGGACGACCUCUCCGUGUACCCCGCCUCGGGCCAGCAGGACGCCGAUUCCGAGGAGCCUGAAGGGGGUCAACUGGAGAGAAGUAUCGCCACCCUCCGGCAGCUGGCGGAACCGUACUCGGCUUGGUGUCGGACCACAUACGACCACCUGGAACCUAAAGUCCAAAGCGUGGUUCGGUGCGGUCGUGACACUCUCACGUUCCUCAAAGACCCACCGGGGGACUUCUACGCGCGGGCUGGAAUCAUCGGCUUCACCGGCGUGCUGGGGCUGCUUCUCGGAAGACGUUCCCGGGUGAAGAGGCUCAUCUACCCGGCGAGUCUGAUGGCAGUCAGCGCCUCCCUCUACUACCCGGAGCGGGCAGCGGCCAUCGCAAAGUCCGCCGGGGACGCCCUGUAUGAUGGUGCCGUGUACAGCUACGCUGCCCUGGACAAGAUGCUCCAUCCCCCGAGCAAAAAAGCCGAGGGAGGUAAUAACGACUCAGGGGGGAGACGCUGAAGGUGUUGGACAAUGCAAAUGUUACUUUGUACACUGUUGACAACUCAGGCUGGACAUGGCUUGCCACCAUGCUUCUUACUUGAAUAUAUAUUUAUGCAAAUAAGUAAUAAAAUGUCCCCCCCUUGUUUAAA
This is a messenger RNA of Nerophis ophidion (straightnose pipefish), 794 nucleotides long. Its product is annotated as MICOS complex subunit MIC26-like. Gene Ontology annotation, biological process: cristae formation. The transcript has a single exon. Lineage: Eukaryota; Metazoa; Chordata; Actinopteri; Syngnathiformes; Syngnathidae. Gene Ontology annotation, cellular component: MICOS complex. Bases 16 to 663 code for a protein of 215 amino acids. The record is from RefSeq and is a predicted model, not a curated record.